This is a messenger RNA of Ailuropoda melanoleuca (giant panda), 2064 nucleotides long. It is a transcript of the gene CHST2, whose product is annotated as carbohydrate sulfotransferase 2. Gene Ontology annotation, molecular function: N-acetylglucosamine 6-O-sulfotransferase activity. The transcript has a single exon. Lineage: Eukaryota; Metazoa; Chordata; Mammalia; Carnivora; Ursidae. Gene Ontology annotation, biological process: N-acetylglucosamine metabolic process; sulfur compound metabolic process. The record is from RefSeq and is a predicted model, not a curated record. The coding region runs from base 1 to 1494 and encodes 497 amino acids.
AUGGGGAGGAGGAUUGGGGCGCAUCGGCUUACUCUGCUUCCCCUCGUAGGUCUUUCUCGGAGCCGCUGCCAUGGGAGAGCCAGCCUUGGGCGUCGGGGACCAGCCGCCGCUGCUGCCGCGCCCGCCUCGGAGCCGCGGCCCCAGUCCCCGCGCCCGAAGUCGGCCCGCUGCGUCCCCCUCCUGGGCUGCAGGGCCGCCCCCGCCGCGCCGCUGGCCCCGGCUGUGCCUGUGCCUGUGAUGAGCCGCAGCCCACUGCGAGCCCUGCCCCCGGGCGNCCUUGCCGCCGCCGCCGCCGCCGUCGGGGCGGCCCCCGCCGCAGCAGCGGGGGCAGCGGGGGUCGUUGCCCCUCCCCGCAAUGGCACUCGGGGCACCGGGGGUGGCGGAGAGAAGAGGCAGUUGGUGUAUGUGUUCACCACGUGGCGCUCGGGCUCGUCUUUCUUCGGUGAGCUCUUCAACCAGAACCCCGAGGUGUUCUUUCUCUACGAGCCAGUGUGGCACGUGUGGCAAAAACUGUACCCAGGGGACGCUGUUUCCCUGCAAGGGGCUGCGCGGGACAUGCUGAGCGCUCUCUAUCGCUGCGACCUCUCGGUCUUCCAGCUGUACAGCCCCGCGGGCAGCGGGGGGCGCAACCUCACCACGCUGGGCAUCUUCGGUGCAGCCACGAACAAGGUGGUGUGCUCCUCGCCACUCUGCCCCGCCUACCGCAAAGAAGUCGUGGGGUUGGUGGACGAUCGGGUGUGCAAGAAGUGCCCGCCGCAGCGCCUGGCGCGCUUCGAGGAGGAGUGCCGCAAGUAUCGCACGCUGGUCAUCAAGGGCGUGCGUGUCUUUGACGUGGCCGUGUUGGCGCCGCUACUGCGCGACCCUGCCCUGGACCUCAAGGUCAUCCACCUAGUGCGCGAUCCGCGUGCCGUGGCCAGCUCACGCAUCCGCUCGCGCCAUGGGCUCAUCCGUGAGAGCCUUCAGGUGGUGCGCAGCCGGGACCCGCGAGCCCACCGCAUGCCCUUCCUAGAGGCCGCUGGCCACAAGCUGGGCGUGAAGAAGGAGGGUGUGGGCGGCCCGGCGGACUACCACGCGCUUGGCGCUAUGGAGGUCAUCUGCAACAGCAUGGCCAAGACACUGCAGACGGCCCUGCAGCCCCCUGACUGGCUGCAAGGCCACUACCUGGUAGUGCGGUACGAGGACCUGGUGGGAGACCCCGUCAAGACCCUACGGAGGGUGUACGACUUUGUGGGGCUGCUGGUGAGCCCCGAAAUGGAACAAUUUGCCCUUAACAUGACCAGUGGCUCAGGCUCCUCCUCUAAGCCGUUCGUGGUGUCCGCGCGCAAUGCCACGCAGGCGGCCAACGCCUGGCGGACGGCCCUCACGUUCCAGCAGAUCAAACAGGUGGAGGAGUUUUGCUACCAGCCCAUGGCGGUGCUGGGCUAUGAGCGGGUCAAUAGCCCCGAGGAGGUCAAAGACCUCAGUAAGACCCUGCUCCGGAAGCCCCGGCUCUGAGAGGGUUUCCCGGGAGACCCAAUUCCCUGUGGAGACACCCACAAGAGGACUGUGGUGUAUUUAAACAAAAACAGCCCAGACCCAAACUGAGGAAGCCCACAUAUUCUAUUAUAGAUAUAUAAUAUAAAUAACCACACAGGCACUUGCUGUCAAUGUUUUGAGUCAUUGAAUUUCAAGGAACAGCCACAAUACACACACAUCUCAGCAAAGGCAAGACUUGAAAGUUCUGCCCAGCUCCCCUCCUCUCCUCUCCCCUACCUCUUCUCCCUUUCUCUUUCUCCCCUUUCCUACCCUCUCUCCUACCUGCCUUCCGUUUUGAAGUGGGAUGUUGAUUAAAUCAAGAUCCAGUAACCUUAAAUCUUGUUUACAAAAUGUUCGUGGUAUCUGUGAACGUGGAAGAGUAAUUUGGUCGUGAGGGGUGGGGUGGAGAAAGGGGAAGUUGUCCAGGAGCACAGAGCUCCACUGGGCAUGAUAAACCGAGGAGGCGUUCUUCUAGAAAUAGACUUGUGUGAAAAGCAAAGGUUCUAUGUGAGAAUUAAUAAAAAAGAUAAUAAAUAAUAUUCUUUUUAA